Messenger RNA from Paramecium sonneborni, 1127 nucleotides. NCBI's taxonomy places the organism in Eukaryota, Ciliophora, Oligohymenophorea, Peniculida, Parameciidae. The record is from the annotation of a GenBank genome assembly.
AUGUUUUAUUUAAUUGUAAUACUGAGUGUUACAAUUUCAUAAGCUUAUUAUGGAUUUGAAUAUUAUGCUGAAUGGUAAACAGGAAUAGAUAAUAGCAUAUUAAAAUAAGAUCAAUUUUUAUUUCCAACUUAUCCAAUGAGAUUUUAAAGUCAAGUGAUUUUUGCAAGAAGAUUUAGUGUGUAUUGUUUGCAUUCUAUAAUAUUUAAGUUCUCCAUAAGUACUAUUGAUGCAUGAAGAGAUUUAAUGGAGUAGAGGAAGAAAUAUUAAUUAUUAAACAUACGUUUCUGAUGUAACUUUAUUUGGGUUUAAUAUAAAUUAUGUAAUAUGGGGUCCAGCAAUCAUCCCAAUACUAAAAGUUAGAUGGGUGGCUCUUGUUGAUGAUUCAGUUGAAAUUUAAUAUGUUCAUUAUCAAGUUGAAGAUUUAAAUUAAUUGAGCUAAGGAUUUGGAGCUAGAUCAUAAGAUUUUAUGAUAUCAUAUUAUCCGCGAUAUCCAGCACCAAAAGUUACAGCAUUUAUUGUAGGAGCAGAUUUUGAAAUCUUUAAUUCUUUAUAUACUAGUGUUAGAAUUUAAAUGGGUACACCUACUGCAAAUAGUAUGGAUGUCAGAUUUCAAACUAGAGAUUAUUGUCAUGUGAGAUCUCUCUUUGUUGCUUAUUUUAUUUCAAAUAAUUACUUGACUUUAGCAGGAUCUGUUGGUGCUUAUUAUUCUACUUAUAAUCAAUUCCUUGAUAAUUCAAAUAGACAAACUAUUCGUGCAUAAAAGUUUUCUAGACUAGUUCCCUCAAUUUAUUCCUUAGAACCAGCUUAUAAUAUUUUGGCUCAAGGAAUAAGUGGAUUUGAUGUCCAUUCUUAUGCAGGGUCAGCAUAUCUUAGAGUUACUGCUGAAUCUAUGAUAAAUCAAUCAUAAAUUUAUACUCUUGUCUAUGGAACUAGUAUAAAUCAUUUUUAUUUAAGGGGGUGACACUGUGUUGACAUAUAUGUAAGCAAGUUAUAUAUUACAUCCUCCAGGAGUACCAUAUCAUUAUUAUUAUAAAAAUUAUGAUUGGAUAGUAACAAAGGAUGAUUAGAUAGUUCUUGAAGAGACCAUUGAUUAAGAGAGAAAAGUUAAUGAAUUAAAAAAAAAAUGA